Messenger RNA from Geosmithia morbida, 1803 nucleotides. RefSeq lists its product as uncharacterized. The record is from RefSeq and is a predicted model, not a curated record. NCBI's taxonomy places the organism in Eukaryota, Fungi, Ascomycota, Sordariomycetes, Hypocreales, Bionectriaceae. The coding region runs from base 1 to 1803 and encodes 600 amino acids. The transcript is spliced from 3 exons.
AUGGCGCUGCUACAUCUGCUAUCCGGCUCGUCGAAUGCGUCGCCCGCGCACGGAAUUCUCUCGGGCGAUUUCGAAGCUCGUCUGAGCGCCAACGACACGCGACACGAUUCAACUUCUGCUGCCGCCGCCGCCGCCGCCGCCGCCGCCGUCGCCCCUCCCGACAUUCCUGCAUCCACAGCUUCACAUCAUUCGGCGACGCCGCUGUCUGCCCACCUGAACCGCGGCCCGACAUCUCUCAUGGACAUGUCCUCCGGCGGGGACGUUGUCCACGCUCCUACGCUCUCGAGUCCCGGCCGAACUCCCAGCCACACCCCAUCCGCCGGCGGCGUCGUCUCCAGCCUGAACCCCAAUGCGGACCCCUAUCACGGCCCGUCGACCGACUUCAGGGACGGUCGCGUUAGGAACCCCGUCCCUACAAAGCUGCAGAACCAGACUAGCAUCAAGGAUGGCAACUUCUCCGUUAUGCACAUGGAUAGAGCAAGCGCAAGGUCGGCCGUGGAUGAGCGCGACAUGGCAGCAAAGCGCUCCAGCGAGGCCACCCAGGCCGCCGCCAUGGAUGCUUACAGCAAGGGUUACCAGCCUCUCAAGCGCGGCCGCCAAACCUGGAGGCCCUCGAGUCCCGCCGAUCAGCAGCAGCAGCCGCCACAUCCAAACGUCUCGUACGACGCGACCUCGCGCGCGAUGCCUUCCCCCAACCACCCUUACAUGAUGCCGCCGUCGGCCUCGUCGUCGUCCAGCACCUACCGGAUGCCGGGGAUGCAGCCCAGCGAGGUAAAGGCCGAGCAGGCCCGCCUGCUGACCUUUUUGCGCAGCCUGCACCCCAUGAUGGUCGUCGACCAGCUCUGCAAGGCAGUCGCGUACUUUGGUGGCAUCCCCGGCGCGCCACCUCUGGCCGACACGGGCACGUUCCCAACGAGUGAGCGAGGCAAUGGCAACGGCGCGCUCAUCAUCAGCUGGCUCGCAGAGAUUUUCCCUCCCACAGACCCCUCCCAGCCGCCGCCAAUGCCAUACUCUGGCAGCUCCGUAUCGGUACUAGGCGACGUAGAGGGAAAGGAUGCCUCGCAGGCAGACGCGGCGACCGGCCAGUCUGGAGAUGCAGACGGCGAAACCCCCGUUCGCCGUGCUAGGGGACGGCCAAAGGGCAGCAAGAGCACCAAGACGCGCAGGGACAAGGGCAUGAAGAAGGGGCAGAGGCUCGGGCCAGAGUACCAGGACGAUCUGCUCGCACAGGACCCAUACCAGACGCAGGACCCCAGCUCGGCGACAGAUGCGCAAGGCAAUCCUGGUGUGCGGAAGAGAGGUCGGCCUAAGGGAUCCAAGAACCGCCCCAAACCUCCCCCGUCGGACAACGCCCCUCAGGAUCACGAGGGCGACUCGUCCCUCAGCAACUCUGGACCGAACGGCAUCAAACCGCACUUCGGCAUGCCGCAGCAGCAGCAGCCCCAGCAGCCAGGGUACUACGGACCGCAGCAGCCGCCACAGCAACGUCCCGGCCAAUUCGGGAACCAGCCUCCGCCGGGGGCAGCAUUCGGCGGCAACGCAGGCGGCAACGGUCUCAUGAACAUGCCGUACGCCAUGACGAGCAACCACGCCGCCGCCGCGGCACUCCACCAGCAGCAGCAGCAUCAUCACCCAGGGACCUCGGGCAGCGGAACAGGUCCAGGAGGUCCAGGCCCGGGACCGGGGUCUGCCUCAUCGCCCAGCUACGGCGCCCAGCCACCGCCUCAUCUACAAGCGGCCGCCAUGGGUGGUGACAGACCCAUGCAAGAUUCCAUGUAUGACGUUUUCAAUAACAGACGAUGA